AUGGAUCUAUCAGCCUGGGCAUUGCCGCAGCUUUCGAAGCUUCUUCCUCUCGAUGACGAGUCGCUGAAGCAGAUAAUAUCGUAUACAGAUUCGCUCUCCCAAAAGGAAGCGGCAGACCACCUUCAGAAUCUACUCGGAGAUAGUCCGCAGGCGCUCGAGUUCAUCACCUCAUUCAACAACCGAAGAAAGCCCAAGGCUUCUGCUGGAGCGAGUCAGAAUCAGCAAUCAAGUGGCGUUUCAGAGGUACCCAAGGCUAAACCGAGGAAGAAGAAGCAGUCCGGGCUGAACAAACUUCCACCACCACGACAGCCUGACAACUAUGGAAACGUCUCUGGUGGGUACAUGAAGAAAGAUGAAGAGGACUACAUUGCAGGAAGUUCAAAAGCAAAAGCAGCCAAGUUUGGGUUGUCGGAAAAGCCCGAUGCUUUGCAGGUGCCAAAAUCAACUGCGUCAUCUGGGACGGCGACACCAAAGUCUCGCGGCGUCUCGCCUACUCCCCCAUCCACGAAGCUUCCAGCUGCGAAGCUUCCAGGUACCGUGAUUGGCGAGACAAAACCCAAGCCAAAAGCCAAGGUCAACGUUACAGGUGGAACACCGAUGCAUGGCGCCUCUACAGCACUGAACGACCUGGAGUCAGCAAUCAGAGCACUGGAAAUCCAGACGAACCCCACUCUAGCCGCGCAAGACAACGGCAAGCGGAAGUGCAAUUGUAUGGCUACCAGACAUCCGCUCCUAGAGGCUGCGCCAAAUUGCCUCAACUGCGGCAAGAUCAUUUGUGUAAAAGAAGGUAUCGGCCCAUGUACCUUCUGCAACUCGGCACUUUUCAGUCCGCAAGAGAUUCAAUCCAUGGUGCGGGUUUUGCGUGAAGAGCGCGGAAAAGAGAAGAUGGCUGCCAACAACGCAGGCCAGAAGCGCGCUGAAGUAUCACUAGCACCUCGUCCAUUUUCGACCCCGCGUAGCAGCACACCGGCGUCUUCGAAUCCUGCUUCAGACGUAGAGUCGGAGAAUGAAAAGCUGGCCAAGGCAAAACAACAUAGAGACAAGCUUCUUGCCUUCCAGGCGCAGAAUGCAAAGCGAACUCAAGUCCACGAUGAGGCUGCAGAUUUUGAAACCACGAGCGCCGGACUCAGCAUGUGGGCCAGCCCGCAAGAACGCGCCAUGCAGCUCAAGCGACAGCAAAAGGCCUUGCGAGAUCAAGAGUGGAAUGCGCGUCCAGAGUAUGAGAAGCGCAAAGUAGUCGCCAGCAUCGAUCUCUCUGGCAAGAAACUUGUCCGGCGUAUGGCUGCUGCAGAACGGCCUGCUACACCUGAGAGCGAAGACGAACCUGCAGAACCCGAGCAAGGAUCAGGCAGUGGUAAUGCGCUCUCGGGCGGUGGUGGUGCGUUCAGUAAGAACCCAUUGCUGGGUGGUCUAAUUCGGCCCACGAUCAAGGUUGAAGAGAACAAAGGGAAGGAGAAGGCCAGCGAGAGAAAGCAAACAUGGCGGCGGGUGCAAGACGACAAUGAUGACAAUGAGCAGUGGAUCUUGGAUGGUGGCGUGUAUGGGUCGAGAGCGGAUAACGUGAGUUUAGAGACAGAUGGACUUGGAUAGUCCCAAACACCUUUCCAACUGUCCAACUUGUAUGUUCCAAGCCUAUGAAUUAUCAGCAUACCAUAGGUGAGAGAGCAAUGAUUAG
Molecule: messenger RNA, 1675 nt
Organism: Exserohilum turcica Et28A
Lineage: Eukaryota; Fungi; Ascomycota; Dothideomycetes; Pleosporales; Pleosporaceae
Exons: 1
Coding region: 1-1590 (529 amino acids)
Biological process (GO): regulation of DNA-templated transcription
Cellular component (GO): nucleus
Molecular function (GO): zinc ion binding
Source: RefSeq, a predicted model, not a curated record